This is a messenger RNA of Schistocerca gregaria, 4408 nucleotides long. RefSeq names its product sialin-like. Gene Ontology annotation, molecular function: transmembrane transporter activity. Gene Ontology annotation, biological process: monoatomic anion transport; transmembrane transport. The record is from RefSeq and is a predicted model, not a curated record. NCBI's taxonomy places the organism in Eukaryota, Metazoa, Arthropoda, Insecta, Orthoptera, Acrididae. The coding region runs from base 72 to 1991 and encodes 639 amino acids. The transcript has 9 exons.
AUAGAUGAGCAGAGCGUCCCAUCAGCUGGUCGGCUACGCCCUGAGCAGAAGGCCCAGCGCAACCCAACAACAUGAACAGCAGAGGACUGAUGGUAGCAAUCCCCACCCGCUACAUUGUGUCUUUCAUGGCGUUCAUGGGGAUCGCUGUGCAGUACACACUCAAGGUCAACCUGUCGGUAGCCAUUGUGGCUAUGGUCAAGACCGAGACGGCUUCCACCUCUCGUAUGAUCACUGACAUGUAUCCAUACAGCAACGACACAGCAUCACAGAGUGAACCAGCCAGUGGCGGGGAGCUGGAAUGGGAUGAGGCUGACCAGGCACAAGCUCUGUCCAGCUACUACUAUGGCUAUGUGGCUACACAGCUGUUAGGGGGCUGGGUCUCUGAGUGUUUAGGUGCACGAUAUGUGUGUGGGCCUGCUGUACUGGUUGCAGGGUUGCUCUCAUUAGCUGCACCGGCCGCUGCACGAGCGGGGCUGCCAGCCUUCAUUGUACUACGCAUCACAGUUGGAGCAGUCUCGGGUGUUGUAUUGCCUUCGGUCCACUGCUUAGUUGCAAAAUGGCUCACUCCAAAAGAAAGAACACAAUUAACAGGAUUAAUAUUUUCUGCUCCCAGUUUUGGAACCCUGAUUGCCAUGGCCAUUUCUGGCCUAUUGGUUGGAGCCAGUGAUUGGCCAAUGGCUUUCUACUUGUUUGGAGUAACUGCAGUUAUCUGGUUUAUACCCUGGAUUUUUCUGAUUUAUGAUUCUCCUAGCCAACAUCCACGUAUUUCUCAAAAAGAGAAGUUGCAUAUACUACAAGGACUUGGUGUAAAUGAAAAUAGAGAAAAGGUGGCUGUACCAGUGCCAUGGGACAAGCUGCUAACAUCAGUGCCUGUGUGGACAGCAAUACUGUUUCACUCUGGUACUGCCUGGGUUAUGUUCACAUUAUUGAGUGAACUACCAACAUACCUGAAUACAGUGAUGCACUUGAGCCCUGAAAAGAGUGGGACAUUAUCAGCAGUGCCAUACCUCUUCGCAUGGAUUACUGGAAGCUUAUUUGGAUUCCUUUCACAAUGGCUGAGGGACAGAGGCUGGCUGUCUCAUCUAGCAGCAUACAAAGUUUUCAAUGGAAUUGCAGGAUUGGGUAGUGCAGCAGCACUUCUGGGAGUUACUCUGGUGGGCUGCGAUGAAACAGCUGUUGUGGUGUUGAUGGUGGUCACCACAGUGGCUAGCAGUGCACUGUACGGUGGCAGCUGCCUCAACCACAUGGACCUCGCCAGGAACUUCUCUGGCACCAUUGCUGGCUUGCUGCAUACUAUCAUCACUGUUACUGGCAUUCUGGCACCUGUCACUGUUGGUGCUCUCACCCAAGGCAAUAAAACAUUGGCACAAUGGGACAAGGUGUUCUACAUAGCUGCUGCUACUUCUGCUGGUACUUACUUCUUAUACCUCGCAUUUGGAUCUGUUGAUGAACAGCCUUGGAAUACCCCACGAGAAAGCAAAUCCAUAAAAAGAAAUGGAGUUCACAACAUAGAAGAGGAAAGCAACUAUAUCCCAGGAGAACAGGUCAACAAUUAUAUCUCCACAGACCAAGACAGCACUGAGAACUUCUCAGAAGAGGCCCAUGAAAUUAUUAAUUAUUAUCUAGAAAACGCCAUUAAUCUUAACUCUAACUCUGCAGGGCGGGACAGCAAUCACGCAGACCAUGAAAGCAACAGUGUUCUAAAAGAUCAAGCCAACAAUUACAUGUCCUCUGAGCAGAACAGCUGUCACAGCUUUUCGGAAGAGGCCCGUGAAAUUAUUCAUCAUUAUGUAGGAGGUGCCAUUAAUCCUAUAAAAGAUAGCAAUCAUGCAGACCAGGAAAGCAACAGUGUUCUAAAAGAUCAGGUCAACAAUUACACCUCCUCUGAGCAGAACAGCUGUCACAGCUUUUUGGAAGAGGCCCGUGAAAUUAUUAAUCAUUAUGCAGAAGGGGCCAUCAAUUCUACAAAAGAUAGUAAUCAUAACUCAUGAUAUACUCAAGAGUCGAUUGUGAAAAUAUAUGAAUAAGUAAAGUUGUAGGAUCAUCAAAGAGAAGUGGCAUAUUGAUACUGCACAUUUUCUUGGAUAAUUUGUGGGCAUAAUUGCAAAAGAAAAUGAGAAACAUUUUAUUCCUCUGCAGCAAUUAAAUAGUAUCCAAGUAAAAGUAAUGCUGGACUGUAAUGUUAACCUUACUUGAUAUGUAUUCGAAAAUGUACUCAUCAUUUUCAGUAAAGUGACAGUUUCAUUGUGACAGUGAUUUUUUAUGUAAUAAUAAAACUUUUGUCAUGAUGUUGGUCUUAUCCUUGAAAGUGUAAGCUGAUUGCAAUAAAGACUGAUACAGCUUAAAUUCUCCAUUUAGAAUAGUAGGAUUGUGGUGAAGACCUGUACACAUUAAUGCUGUUUACAUCAGCAUCCAGUUACAAUUCUUUUAUUGAAUUGAUGUGAAAUUAGUCCAUUUACAGGAUAUCUGUAUAUGAUUAGUCUUGACAUUAAUGAACACAUUUUGUAGUCCUUAUCACGCAACUACACUUAAAAACUAGACUACCACUUUCAAAACAGGAAUUUUUCCACAGAAUAGGAGUUGUUCGUCAUAAUAUGAUUUUAGGUUAGAUUUAAAAUCUGCUUUGCUACCUGCCAAACAUUUUUAUGUUAUUGGGCAAAUUAUAAAAUAUAUUUGUUGACAAAUAUUGAACUCCGUUCUGAGUCACUGACAGCUUUAAUAGUGGGUAUUAGAGGUCAUUUUUUUUCUCUAGUGUUGUAGGCAAGGACAUCACUGUUCUCAAACUGUGAUAGAUAUUAAUGAACAUAUGUAGUGUGACACUACAGUUAAAUGCCUAAAUCUGUGAAGAGCUACCUGUAUGACAACUGCUCGUGGACACCACGUAAUAUUGUUACUGCUCACUUUUGUGCAAUCAGAAAAGUAGUGAUUUAUGCCAGAAAAUUAUUCCACAAGACAUUAUUGAGGCAAAAUAUGUCACGAGACACUAAUUGUGUUGUUGUCACAGAUAAAGCAGUAUGAAAUUAGUAGGCUAACUUUCACAUGUAGGAAAGCUCUGGCUGUAUGUAGGAAUUUGAGUAAAUGAGACUACUCACUGAAUAACAGGGGCCUCAAGUUGUCAAGAGGCACACAAGAAGAGAUCUCUGAUGGAGCUGUUGCAUGUUUAAUUGUAAAUGGGGCCGAGAUUUAAGAGAAGAUAAAUGAAAUAAUAUUCAUUUCUGUGUCCAAGAUGGUGAUCUUCUCUACCUGAAAAGUCCAUUGAAUUCCAGAUGGUUAUCUUGAUACAGGUGAAUUUAGUGUAUUAUGUUAAGAAAUUAUUUGAACAAUGUGACAGUUUAUUACUGAUCUGUUGUUUCUGAAGCAUGACCAUGGUUCACUGUUUAAAAACCAUGAAGAAAAAAAAAAAAGAAUGGAAUGUGGAACUGUUCAUAAUGCACCAGUUUUGGUAUUUGGAAAGCACUGCUACUUCUGUCUCAAGUGUCGUAAAUGUGCAUAUUUAUCUUUCAUUCUCGUCCAGUGCCCUCAGUUUCUUAUCUUUUUUACUAAGUAACUCAUGACUACAUUUUUUAGGUUGUAAAUAAAAUCACUUUUUUCCCUUCACUGUUUAAAACCUACUUCAUAAGGAUUGUAAAACAUGUCACUUGUUAUGGAGUGACUCACAGUUCUUUAAUGUGCACUUCUUCAGGUCUCACCUGUGUUUAAAAGGUUUCCCAUUAACAUCCGAGAGGAGCUCCAACUGCUGAGCGUGGGCGAGCCCACCUACUGUCAUCAAGAACUUUAUUACAGACAUUUUAUUGGAUUAUAUACAUCCUGUUUCAUUCUGAGCUACAAACAUUGUAUCAGCAGCCACGCCUAUUCUUAGUAAAAUUGACACAGCAUUUAACUUUUUCACACAGAGAAAUAUAUAGUAAAUUAUACACUUUUUUAAAAGUAUUUUAAUAACAUUGUGGCAUAGGAUUUUCACUAAAUGUUAAAUCUCAUGUUGACUUCUUAGUUUCAACACAAGAAUUGUUCCUUUAUUGUAGUCAUGUCUUAGUGCAACGGAGACCAGGAGGUGAAGAGGGGGGCGGGCGGAUAUGCAACAUAUAUUUGCGAAUCUUUUAAACCCUGUUUCUGUUAAUAGGAACAUGUCAGUGUUUGAAAGAAAGACUUACAUUCUUCUACAAUUAUUUUAUUCCACACAAAGCGAGUGUCAUGAUGCAAGAGAACAUAACAUACGUACAAAAAUUACUCAAAAAUUAAAUUACAGCCUUACAAAUUGUGUCAUACAUUUCCAAGAUUCUCUUACAGUUCCCUUUGAUGACUACUACACAGUAACAAAACUUUAAAAGCUUCAAGGAACAAUUAUUCAAGUGGACACAGUAACUGUCAGAUCAAAUAACAGGUUCACGUGGUUUUACACAGAAUGUGG